CCAACGCGUCCACCCAUGGUUCUCCAGCAAGUCUCACCUUUCUAUUGUUUCAUUUACCAACUUUCCUCUACCCAAGUCCUGUGAGUGAACUCUCCUAUUUCACUCUUCUGAGUCGCAACACUCACGGACAUUCAUACACAUCAAUAGCUUCUUUUUUUUGACGAGCCAUAAUGUCUCUCCGUACCGAUCGCGUUCGCAUCACCGGCAGCUUCAAG
Molecule: messenger RNA, 215 nt
Organism: Pisolithus orientalis
Lineage: Eukaryota; Fungi; Basidiomycota; Agaricomycetes; Boletales; Pisolithaceae
Exons: 1
Source: RefSeq, a predicted model, not a curated record